AUGUGGAAAAUAUGCGUUUGCUGCUUCGUCAUCGCCAUCGUCAGUCUAAGUGAUGUAAGAAGCCAAGAAGCUGUGGCAACCUUAAACGCACAAAACCCAUGCAGCCACCCGAACGCUAUCAGCUUGCCCAAGGAUAAGAAAUGCCUUGUACCCGUCGCCACUGCUGCUUCUUGGAUUGAGGCUUCUGGGAUCUGUGAAAGUGCUGGAGGAUCUUUGUAUGAGACCCCUGACGCACGUUUGGCCUCUAGACCUGAACUGAUGCAAUGUCUGGCAGAAAUGUCUGACACAAAAUACGAUGACAUGUGGAUCAACGCCAUCGGUUUAUGGACCCCUCAUUUUAUUUGGAUCAAUGGAACCUUGGUGAACAAAGUGGAUUACUGCACCCUACAACAGCCCAGUGAGGACAGUUAUGUUCCCAUCAAGAGUGAAUAUCUAAGCGUGGACUACUGUGUAUCUACGUGCCAUGAUAGUGGUGCUAGAUAUAUCAUACUGCAUCGAACCGGUAAAUUUCCCGAGUGUUACUGCCGGAAAGAAUUACAAGAGAGGUACAAGCUGCCGUGUGGUGUCAGUGCAGUCGACUACGGGGACCAAAGAGGAUUCUAUAUCGUGCACUCUAAGGAAGAUUCGUUGAUCAAAAUCUCUAAUGCCAACGCCUUCACUAGGACGGAUCUCCUGUGUGCUACAGUCAACGGAGAGACCAUGCGGGAAAGACAAAUGGGAAGCAACACUUGUUUCACUAAAAACCAUUUUAUUUGUUGUCUGGGUGAAAAGUCCAGCUGUGUGGACGAGAGCUGCUUUGGUCCAGUCUGUCGCUUUAUCAUGAUGGACAAAUGUAUGCUGCGUGUGGCUCUGGAAUACAACUGGUACGCUGCAAGAGCCUACUGCACCAACCUCGGCGGAGACCUGUGGAACAUGCACGAAUUCAAUGAAAUGGCUCAAGUUAAUCAGCAUUUGGAGCCGACCUCCGAAUAUUGGAUCGGUGCUACCAAUUACGGAUGGACUUUUAAUGGAACAAGCGCCAAUUUUAGCAGUCUGCCCUUCAACGAUGCUACCCGGGUCAGAUGUGGGCACAUGUUCCGGGAGAGGGAGACCUUUUCUAGCAACUCUUGGCAGUGGAGUGACGCCGACUGUACCCAGCAGAAGGCCUUCCUCUGUCAGUUUGAUAAAACUGAUUUUGCGGCGGAACUCAAUGGAAGCGAGACAGUGUGCCCGUGGAGACUGGUCGAUCCCAUUACACCAACACUGAACUUUAAUAGCACAACUUUCUUCAGUGUGGGGAACUCCACUGACUUCUUGGAAAAUAUCACAGUGAUUCCAGUUACUGAACAGUUUGUAGGAGUGUAUGGCGAAGAAAGUUUUCCAAUCGCUGCCGUCAUUGCCGCUAUAAUCGCCGGCAUCAUCAUGUUGACCUGUCUAGCUGUAGGCCUGACCUGGUGUUCCAGAAGCCCCUGGAUGUCAGGAGGAAUUAGGCGAGUUCGCGAACGGCUGGCUUUCAUUCCAUAUUUUGCUGACAUUCCCGUUGUUGACUAUGAAGGUCACGGACACAUGAGUUCUGCUUCAGACCACGGUUCCGAGGUCGGGCUGGUCAAAGGUGAAUAUCAAACGGCGAGGUCUGGGUUUGCCAUGUCGUCUUCAUACGCGGAACAAAGCGGGAUGUUUGCCAGUCAGUCCAUGGACCGCAGGCAGGAGGAAAGUAUGGACAGAAGGCUCAUGGGCGGCAACAGUAACUACAUCGCCAGCGGAAACUCUUCAGCCAAUGAACGUGGUUUUGCAGCGACCAAUGGUGGUGCCAUGUACAGUAAUGCUCGGGACCUCAUGACUCUCCAGGCGCAGAUGAACAUCUUGGAUGACGCAGAAGUUGCAGCUUUGCGAGAAUCAUUUCGCAGAAAACCCGAAGUUGCCCUGGUCACUGACAACGUGGACAUGAACUUUACGGUAAACCAUGCAGUCUCCCAGGGACAGGUCCAGGCGCUUGUUGGAGGUGACAUGGUGAGAUCUGCAGAAGAGAGGACUGUAGAGGCCGUUAUUCUCCCCGCAACUGAGGGAGGAGUCGCUCUCAGCUUACCUGAACGAGUGGUGGAGGAGGCGAGGAUCUAUUCAACUCUGAAAACUACGUAUAAUAUUUAG
Molecule: messenger RNA, 2127 nt
Organism: Candidula unifasciata
Lineage: Eukaryota; Metazoa; Mollusca; Gastropoda; Stylommatophora; Geomitridae
Source: the annotation of a GenBank genome assembly